Molecule: messenger RNA, 220 nt
Organism: Cylicocyclus nassatus
Lineage: Eukaryota; Metazoa; Nematoda; Chromadorea; Rhabditida; Strongylidae
Source: the annotation of a GenBank genome assembly
AAAAGUAUAUGGCGAGAGUGUCGUGCUCCACGAACGGCGGCUUUGGUCCACCAAGCGACUGGAUCACCUUCAACACUACUGCUAUAACAGCAUUCAAGGACGGAACAGAACAUGAUCAGGUCUCUAACUCAAAAACGCUGCACAGAACACAUGUUGUAAUCUUAGGAACUGCCGUCGUGUUUGCAAACCGUCUUAAUUACCUUUAAACUUAUCACUUAAC